Molecule: messenger RNA, 2026 nt
Organism: Dinoponera quadriceps
Lineage: Eukaryota; Metazoa; Arthropoda; Insecta; Hymenoptera; Formicidae
Gene: Ndfip
Product: NEDD4 family-interacting protein 1-like
Exons: 6
Coding region: 182-910 (242 amino acids)
Biological process (GO): vacuolar transport; metal ion transport; ubiquitin-dependent protein catabolic process
Cellular component (GO): perinuclear region of cytoplasm; Golgi apparatus; endoplasmic reticulum
Molecular function (GO): WW domain binding
Source: RefSeq, a predicted model, not a curated record
UAUCGCGAGUGGUCACGUCGGUUACGUCUUACCAGCUGUCAGCCAUCGAUUGUGAGCGCACUAUCGCUACCUUGGAAAAGGAGUAAUUCGCGUCCCGAAGGAGGCACGCACCGGCCCUCGCGACGGAUCGUUAACGCGACACACGUUACCUUGUCGCACCUCACGUGAAAUCUGGCCGACCAUGGACAGUAACGUUCGUCACAAUACGCCGCCCCAAACAAGUGCGGAUACCAGUGGCGAAGCGUCGCGCAAUAACGAAAUUCCUACACUUACCGUGGCUAUGUCAGUCAUGGCUGACAUGCUCGGUCAUUCCGGCAGUUCUGCCGCUGCACUGGCCACAACUGCAAAUCGAAUGACUGACGGAGAGGAGAUUCCACCCCCAAAACCAGAUUUUUCUGCGCCACCACCCUACGAGGUAGCCACAAGAUUACCUAGUUACGAAGAGGUGCAGCGUGAAAAAAAUCUGCAGGGGGAACCUCAUCCUCAAAUACACAUGCUAGGGAAUGUCAGAGCACCACAACAACCUCUGACAAUACUGGCUAUAGAUACUGAAGCUGCGGACGGAGAUCCGGAAAGUGGGCUACUUGGCACGGAUUUUAUGUUCUUUACAGCGUUUCUUGUUGCAUUCCUCUUUAACUGGAUCGGAUUUUUGCUGCUGAUGUGUUUCUGCCACACUAUCGCCUCUCGUUACGGCGCGCUAGCUGGCUUCGGAUUAUCCCUGACGAAGUGGACCCUCAUUGUCAAACACUCCACUGAUCUUGCUUCGCGAGAGAACUCAUGGCUGUGGUGGCUAAUAAUGGCAUUUGGGAUUCUAAUUUGCAUACGUGCCAUUAUCCAAUACCUGAACAUCAAACGCGGUUGGGGGCUAUUGUCUGGCAGCGCACAGGAACGUUUACUUUUUUUCUAUUAAAAAAAAAACCAGUGAAUAUGUAUCUGCACCUUUCUUCAACUUGGCUUUAGAGCAAGCAUUUCUAUGUGAGGUUGUAUUUGUAUUAUAUAUAUAAUCGACAUCCUUAAGACGGAGAGCAUCGUAUAUAGGUCGUAUAUUGUCUAUCGUAUCGUAUCUAUAUAUAGCAAACGAGAAGUCAGAUCAUUUCAAAAUAAUUUUUUGCCAAAUUCUCUACGUGAAAUGAAGAUAAUAAGAAAGAAUCGAUAAAGAGAUGCAGCUCGUUUUACGUGUGCUUAUUCACGCACACACCACACAACACACACACACAUACACACACACACACACACACAAAGGCAAACAAUUUCAUGUGAUGUGAAAUGCACUAUGAGAAGAAACAAUGUACAUUUUUAUUGCUCAAAAUAAUACGAACAGUGCUUUAAGCCGAAAAAUGAUCUUAUUCAUUUGUGCGUCGUUCGCUUGGGUGCGGACCGCGUGUGUAUAUUAAACGCGCAACAUUAUGCAAUUUACGUAUAUACAAAAAGUCAAAAUGAGUCGUGCUGGAAUACGAAAAAUAAGAUUCGUUUAUUUCCAGGUAAGCGUAAUGAAGGACAAAAAGUUCUGAUAGUAUAUAAUAUACAUUCUAGUGCUAGAGAGGAGCUUUUAGAAAUUUGACUAUAUACGAUAAGUGUAUUGAUAUAUCUUGCUUGUUUAUAUAGAAUACUAUAAUUUAUAUAUAUAUAUAUAUAUAUAUAUAUAUAUAUAUAUAUGUAGGAGAACUCUCUUAAGGAAUUCUAAGAAGAGUAAUAAGUUAAAAAAAUAUAAAUAUUAUAUAUAUAUGUAUUAAAAUUUUAUUAUAUAACAAAGCGAUAUGUUAUACGUUAUUCUGUGAGACACAUUUUAUUGUUAUACUUAUUACAACGAUAAAACGAGAAAAUACAGCCGGCAUUUUACGUUUCCCCUCACUCCGUUUUAGUUUUAGCACCGAAUACAAUAACACCUAUAUAGUCCAAGUGCACGUUAGACGCUUUAUACAAAGAUGUUUAUACAUGUUACACACGUGCAAUGUACACACAACAUAUUUUCCAACAGACAUUUUGCAAAUGCAUCAAGUAAAUAAAUUUUUAUCCGUCAUCGAAA